Molecule: messenger RNA, 2852 nt
Organism: Aspergillus calidoustus
Lineage: Eukaryota; Fungi; Ascomycota; Eurotiomycetes; Eurotiales; Aspergillaceae
Source: the annotation of a GenBank genome assembly
AUCCUGUUUAUCAGCCUUCUUGGCGUUGCAACCCAAGCGAGGCUGGUAUUCGCCCGCAAUGCUUAGCACCGGCCCACUGUGGCCAAGCCCCGCCAUGGUUGCUGCUGAUCCCUGCCAAAGCGAAUACUAGCCUUGCUCGAUAAGGCAGGUCCCAAAACAUUCCCAGCAGGGUUUCCCGCCGCGGUGCCUGCCGAUUGCUGCAGAUACCUGCGGCCCCCGGUGCUGGUGGUUAUUCGCGGCGUUGAGCACACCAUCUCCUCAUCUCCCGGCCCAGUGUAUAAAUAAGCUGUCAUUCCCGGGCAUUCUUGAGGGAUCGUCGCACUGAUUGAGCUGAGCUUGAGCUGAAGCUGAGCUACUGUCAUCAUGGGCGCUCUUCGCUGGUUGUCGCUUGCCGCUGCCGCGUCUUCUGCGCUGGCUCUUACCCCAGAGCAAUUGAUCAGUGCGCCUCGCCGAUCCGAAGCCGUCCCCAACCCCUCUGGUAGCGUCGCGUUCUUUUCCGCCUCGCAGUACUCCUUCGAGACCAAGGAGCGCCCCUCGUGGUGGAGCUUGAUUGAUCUCAAGUCCGGGGAGAUCUCUCCCCUGACGAAUGACAGCAAUGUCUCGGAGAUUGUCUGGUUGACGGAUUCGACUCUGCUGUACAUCAAUGGGACCAAUGAGGAUGUCCCUGGUGGUGUUGAGCUCUGGGUUUCCCCUUUGAAGGAUUUUCCUUCUGGCUACAAAGCCGCCUCCCUUCCGGCCCCCUUCAACGGCCUCAAGGUCGUAACAACCAAAAAUGGCGACCUGCACUACGUGCUAAACGGCCAGUCCUAUCCCAACGGCACAGCCUACAACGAAGCCACCGCAGCUCCCCAAGCCAGCUCCGCCCGCAUCUAUGACAGCAUCUACGUCCGUCACUGGGACUACUACCUGACCACAACCUUCAACGCCGUCUUUUCAGGCACAUUGAAGAAGAGCCAGCACAAGAAAUACACCGCCGCAGGCGGACUCAAGAACCUCGUCUCCCCCGUGAAAAACGCCGAAAGCCCCUACCCGCCCUUUGGCGGAGCCUCGGACUACGACAUCUCCCCCGACGGCAAGUGGGUGGCGUAUAAGAGUAAAGCCCCCGAUAGGCCGCAGGCAAACCAUACCACGGCGUAUAUCUAUCUUGCGCCGCACGAUGGGUCGAAGACUGCUUUCCCGGUCAACGGGCCUGGGAGCAAGGUGCCCGAGGGGAUUGAGGGCGACUCGAAUAACCCCGUUUUCUCGCCGGACAGCAAGACGCUCGCGUACUUCCAGAUGGAGGACCCGACGUAUGAGUCGGAUCGUCGGGUUCUGUACCUGUACGACCUGUCCUCAAAGGAGAUUACUGCUCUGGCCACGGAGUGGGACCGGUCCCCCGAUUCGCUCCAGUGGGUUGAUACCCGCACCAUCGUCGUCGGCGCCGAGGAUACAGGACGCGUCAAGCUGUUCCUUGUCCCCGUUAAGAAGGCCACCGGUGACGACUUCCAGCCCGCGAACCUGACUGCGACGGGCGUUGUCAGCGCGUACUACGUCCUCCCAAACAAGAAUAUCCUCGUUACCGGCGCGGCGCAGUGGACGAACUGGAACGUGUACACUGUCAGUCUGGAUCCGAAGAAGGGUGUUCUCAAGACGCUUGCGUCGGCGAAUGAGAUUGAUCCUGAGCUUGCGGGUCUGGGGCCUGAGGAUAUCAGUGAAUUUUGGUAUGAGGGAAACUGGACUGAUAUCCACGCCUGGAUCAUCUACCCCGAAAACUUCGACAGCUCCAAAACCUACCCGCUCGCCUACCUCAUUCACGGCGGCCCGCAGGGCUCCUGGGCUGACUCGUGGAGCACGCGGUGGAACCCCAAGGUCUUUGCCGACCAGGGAUACGUUGUCGUCGCGCCGAACCCCACUGGUUCAACUGGGUACGGCGAUGAGCUUACGGAUCGGAUUCAGAAUAACUGGGGAGGAGCCCCCUACGAUGACCUCGUGAAGGGCUGGGAAUACGUCCGGGAUAACAUCGACUACAUCGACACUUCCCGCUCCGUUGCCGCGGGCGCGUCUUACGGCGGGUUCAUGAUCAACUGGAUCCAAGGCUCGGACCUGGGCCGCGAAUUCAAAGCGCUGGUCAGCCACGACGGGACCUUCGUCGCGGACGCCAAAAUCUCCACGGAAGAGCUGUGGUUCAUGGAGCGCGAGUUCAACGGGACCUUCUGGGGCGCGCGGGAAAACUACCGUCGCUUCGACCCCUCUGCCUCGGAACGGAUCGAGCGCUUCGACACGCCGCAGCUGGUUAUCCACAAUGAUUUGGAUUAUCGGCUCCCUGUUGCGGAGGGACUGAGUCUGUUCAAUGUGUUGCAGGAGCGUGGAGUGCCGAGUCGGUUUUUGAAUUUCCCGGAUGAGAACCAUUGGGUUGUGCAGCCGGAGAACUCGCUUGUUUGGCAUCAGCAGGUCCUGGGGUGGUUGAAUAAGUAUUCGGGGGUUGGGGAGGAGAAUGACAAGGCUGUUAGUCUUGAGGAUACCGUUGUGCCUGUUGUGGAUAUUGACCCGCCUGCUUGAGUAUGAGGGGUGGGAAUGAUGUGUAUGAGGCAAACGAUGUAUGCUAUGGUACAUGGUAAUAUCAGGAAUAACCAAUGGCUUUCCAGAUGAUCGAGGUCCAUUUGCAGAUACAAACCUCGCUAUGCGUAAGACGACAAUUCAGCAGAUGGACCAGGCACCAAAGAAAAACAUUCAGUGUUCACAGUACAUUCCAGAAGCAUACUUUCAACGCCGGAGAGUAACCUCAAAGUCCGCAGCACGGAUUAGGCCAAGGCCCAUGGUCGCUCCGGCAUCGUACUUUUUCGUAGCUACAAGAUCCUCCCCUUCUUGAGCGA